Molecule: messenger RNA, 558 nt
Organism: Cutaneotrichosporon cavernicola
Lineage: Eukaryota; Fungi; Basidiomycota; Tremellomycetes; Trichosporonales; Trichosporonaceae
Exons: 6
Coding region: 1-558 (185 amino acids)
Cellular component (GO): cytoplasm
Molecular function (GO): protein phosphatase inhibitor activity
Source: RefSeq, a predicted model, not a curated record
AUGAAUCCCCACAAGAUGAACAAGGUGGACGUCUCGUCCAUGAGCGCCGAGGACCAGAAAGCGUUCAGGAUGUACGGCAAGGUUCCUCAGAAGAGCGUUCUAAGCAAGAUCAACAAGGAACGCAAGUACUUCGAUUCGGGCGACUACAUGAUGUCCAAGGCGGGUGUCUCACCUGCCCAGCCUCUGGGAACCGCCAUCCCCACUCCGGAAGGCCUUCCUCACGCCUCGCCUCCCUCGAACGGACACCUCUCGUCCUCUCCAUCAGGCCAGCCGAUCCCUUUCCCUCUCGGUCAAAGUGGCCAGGAGGCUCUCAUGAACCGCCGCGCGUCGGCCGCUGUCGUCGGCGUCGGCAUGCAGGCCCCUAACGAACCCAUGAUCAUCCCCGGUUCACACCAACGGCGAGGCUCCGAGAGCGGUGCUCGUAUCUCUCCGCCUGGGACGUUGCGCGAGUGCAUGCCUCCGUCGUCCUACCCAAUCCAGCACCACACGUCCUUCGGUUCGUCGCCAGUCAAGACCAGCGCUCUUGCGCGCCGCGUCGACGAGGACAUCGAGAUCUAA